CCCUUCUUCUCUCUGUCUAUCUCUGUUAAGAUUACGAAAAACCUGAAUAUAUAUGGACAUUGCUUGAGGCCUUGAGAUGAACUUCUUUCUCCACCCCUUCUGUAGCUUUUAGCUGAUGGUGAAAUGGGUUCGUGGAUCCUGUUGUUCCUGAUAAUUGAUUGACAUGUGUUUUGUUUGUUUUUCCUUUGUGUUUGUUUCGAGUGUUUUCUGAGAUCAGCCUGUUUUGGUGGGAAUCGUUGGCGAAGCAGCAAUGCCUCAGUUUCUAUGGAGACGGAGCCUCCUUAUCGUGGAUAUCAGAGAGUAAGCAGCCCAGAUUGUGUUCCUUUGAGCAGCGGAAAAAAGCCCAACAUCAAUGGCAGAAUUCUCCACACAACUACCAAUAUAGCAGGUGCAAGAACAAAUGUGAGUGGCAGCGGAUGUUCUACUUUGGAAGGCAAAGGCUUCAGAUUCCGAUCCCCAUCUAUAACCCACGACCAUAACAACCUUGAGGCUGCAUCCGCUUCUCCCCACUCUGAGAACCACCACCACCACCACCAUGAUUCUCCACCACCUCCUCCACCAGCAGCAGCAAAGAACCACCGGCGCGACAGGAGUCCGAGUCCCAGUGCCAGCGCGAGUCCCAGCCCCAGCCGUGGUGGUGGAGGCGGAAGUGGCGACAUGCUAUUGCAGUGGGGUCAGAGAAAGAGGGCAAGGGUGUCAAGGUCCGAGAUCCGGGCGCUGACUGAUGACUCAUCGUCAUCAUCAUCCUCUGCGGCUAUCAAGGCCCAGAGGAGACUCGCCCCCGCCACCUCAACGAUGCCACCGCCACCCCCACCACCGCCGCCACUGCCCCUUCCUUGCACUUCUAAUUCUACUUCCAAUGCCACCACCAGACCUAGAAGGGAAGCUUCUGCCUUUCUUUCUCACAGGAAUUUAGACGAGCGAUCUGGUUCUGGAGGAAGUGGGUCACCAUCGAGAAACAGUGGCAGCGGCAGCCGGGUGGUGUCUAGAUCUACGGCAGGGAAACGAUCCCCUCCUCCGGAAAAACUUGAUAGAAAGAUGAUCGCUUGCUCUGGGUCAGUAAAAGAUGAGAAGCCAAAUGGAUCCUCUGAUCGAACGAACCAUGUGCUUGAUUCUGCGAAUCAAGCACACUCGGAGCAGGAAGCCGGGCCCACUAACACUGCGGCUCCAUUAGCUGGAGGAGGAGGAGGAGGAGGAGGAGGAGAAAAGUUGAAUGUUGAACUGAGUGAGUGGCCCAGAAUUUACAUUGCUCUCUCAAGAAAGGAGAAGGAAGACGAUUUCCUUGCAAUGAAAGGCACAAAGCUAUCUCAGAGACCCAAGAAGAGACCCAAGAACAUUGAUAAAGCUCUGCAGUAUUGUUUUCCAGGGAUGUGGCUUUCUGACUUGACAAGGAAUCGAUAUGAAGUCAGGGAGAAGAAAUGUGUGAAGAAGGGUCCAGCGAUUGCAAUUCAGAAGAUGAGAUUAGGCCCAGGACACAAACGGAGAGAGUGUGAAAAAGCAAGGUUUGAGUUGAGGCCCAGCAGGGUUUGUCCACCACUGGGCAAUGGGGCACUGACACACAAAGCUAACUCACCAGCAGACAGCAGGCUGCAGGGACUAGGUCCACGGGUUUUCCAAAUCCUUUAUUAAUUUAAUUUUGUUUGUUGUCAUUUAUUCUGCGUGAAAUUCUUUCCUCUUUUCAUACUCAUCCCGUGUAUAAACAUUUAUAACUGCCAGUAGUGCAGUGUUUUUCCCAAUCAAUGACAAAGAGCUGUUGCACUUGCACACGCUAAUUAA
Messenger RNA from Alnus glutinosa, 1776 nucleotides. RefSeq lists its product as uncharacterized. Lineage: Eukaryota; Viridiplantae; Streptophyta; Magnoliopsida; Fagales; Betulaceae. The coding region runs from base 265 to 1629 and encodes 454 amino acids. The transcript is spliced from 5 exons. The record is from RefSeq and is a predicted model, not a curated record.